GCAUUUCAAAAGUGUUCCGGAAGAUAUGCAUCCCCCACUGGAUGUAACUGUCAAGUCAAUAACAGAACAUUCCUUUACUUUAUCAUGGAGAGCAUCUGAUAUUCAAAAACAAAAAAAAUUAGUUGCAUAUUCCUUGACCUACAUGCCAAUAAAAAAUUUUGGAAGUGGAAAAGAAAGAGCUUUACAACUUCCCCCAACAUCAACAGUUAAAACUGUGUCUAAUUUGAAUCCUGGCACCAAAUAUGCUGUGAUAUUAUCAUCAAUUUAUGAAGGUUUCAAAGAAGUUUCUGCACCAAAAUUCACUGUUGGCACGAAAGAAUCAGAUCUACCAGCAAGAGAUGAUACUUACAGGAUUACAGAACAAGAUUGCAACUGUAGUGAGGUUGGAACAUUGGAUUGUAAAAGAAUUACAAAUUCUUGUAAUUGUCAUGUUGGUUAUACUGGUCGGUUCUGUGAAAAAUGUUCACAAGGAUAUUAUCUAAUGGCUAAGGAAUGCAGAGCAUGUCCGUGUACAAAAUAUACUUCUACUGGAAAUUGCACUUUAGAUUCACAUGGUAAUGUAGAGUGUAAUUGUCUUCCUGGACAUCGUGGUUCAGAUUGCCAGCUAUGCACUGCUGGAUAUGAAUGGAAAGAAAAUCAUUGCAUUCCGUUUAAUUGUUACAGCAAUACAAUUUGUAAGAAAGAUAAAAGUGCUCCAGGAUGUGAGGAAUGCACAUUAUUUGAAGAAUCUUCUAAUCAUCUUCCUCCAAUACCUCAUAAAUCUGAUAGGACAAUAGCAGAUGGGACUGUACCUCUUAUUGCAGUUGUUGUCACUCUUGGUAUUUUAGUAUUGGUUGCAUCAAUUGCUACUUGUUAUCGUUAUUGGACAAUUCGUCGAAACCGUCCACGCAUACCAUUUUGGAGCAUAGAAUUACAGGACGAUAAUCCUCCAAAUUGCAACUAUCAGCAUCUAGAUGUUUCAACAAAUAAAAUUAUUGAAACACCAACAAGUUCAUUGGAAGCAGGAAAAUUGUAUUCACCUUCAUCUCCAAAGACUUAUAAUGCCAUCAAUGUUUGAAAAGUUUUAAUUGUGAUUGACCAAAAACAAACAAAAACAAAAACUAAUACAUAACUAUGCAUUUGUAAAUGAAAUGCAUGAAAAUUUUUUAAAAUUGUGAAAAAUGAAUUAAACUCAUAUUCUAGUCUGUGCCUUUUGCUUCUGAAACCACCAUGAUAUAAAUACUCAAUUAUGGCACAUUUAAAAUAUAAAAAUAUCCAUAAAAAUGGAAUAUUUAAUAACUUGAAAAGUAUUUUAUAUAUGUAUACAAAACUUCAUUUUUUUUAAUUUUAAAAUCAUAAUUUACAAAAUUUACAAGUAAAAAUAAAUGAUUGAAUAUUUUUAAUUCCUGAAAAUAUGCAAAUCAUACUUUAUCACUCAUUAAUAAUAGUCAUUAGCUCAGGUGUCAUAAUUAAAAAAAUAUGUAAAUUAAAGUGAACUUUUUAUGUAAAAUUCAAGUGUUUUAUUUAAUGUAGGCACAUUGUAUUAUAAAUAUUGCAUGAUAAAUGUUGUGAAGUACAGUGAAUCUUGAUGUAUUGUGAUCUGUUAUACAAAUAUAUAUAUAAAGUGCCAUUUAUUUGUUAUAUACAUUCUUAUUAUGUACUUGCAGUUUUUUGCAAUGUUCAUUAUUAAUGUAUUAUAUUUGAAUACCAUCAUCUUAAUAUUUAUAACAUGUGACAAAUCAACAAUUUAGUCAAAUUGCAAAAUGCAUAACAUAUCAAUUAUACGAAAGUUAUAAGUGAUAACUUUAACUCAAAGAAUUAUUGAGGAUAUUCAAAAAUAUAUUUAAAGUUUUAAUAUAAGAUGCUCAAAUUUUAUAGAAAAAAAUAAAACAAAAUAAAUCUGAUUGUAUAAGCAAAGUAAAAUGCAGUUGCUCAUUUUAUAUUCUAAAUUUAUCUUAAAAAUAAAUAAGUCACAGGAAUUUUACCAUUUUCCACAGCAAAUUUUGCCAUAUUUUCGUAGCAUUUGAUACAGGACACAAAACAAUGUUUUUUAAUAAGUCAUUGUUUCCUCAAAAUGUUCCAGCAACUAAAUCAAUGACAUUUGUAUUAAAUGACUUCCAUAAGUAAUAGAUAAAAUACAGUAGUAAAGGUAGUAUUUAUAAAAUAUAUAUAUAAGCUAAUAUAAUUUAUUGUAAAAUGUUGAAAUGUAAAUUAAUAAUAGAUACUAUGCACAAUUGCAUAUCAAUGAAAAU
Molecule: messenger RNA, 2231 nt
Organism: Centruroides sculpturatus (bark scorpion)
Lineage: Eukaryota; Metazoa; Arthropoda; Arachnida; Scorpiones; Buthidae
Product: multiple epidermal growth factor-like domains protein 9
Exons: 6
Coding region: 26-1057 (343 amino acids)
Molecular function (GO): protein binding
Source: RefSeq, a predicted model, not a curated record